GGCAGCAGCAUUCCAGUAAAUAAAAUUGACGCAUUCCAAGGCGACUCUGAGACUGCUCUGUCCUGCUUUGGCUCUCUCUCAACGCCGAACAAUCCAUCAUGGCGCCACCGUCAAAGCUUGUCGUUGCGACGUCAUCGGUUCUGCGAUUGGUGAAGGAGGAAGCAAGCUACCAUAAAGAGCUGGAACAGCAGGAGGCCCGCAUCAAGAAACUCGAGUCUAGCACUGGCGAUGAGAAUGCAGAGUAUCAAAUGAAGCAAGAGCGGCAAGCACUUGAAGAGACCAAAGCCGUCCUCCCAACUGUUCGCGCAAAGAUUACACAAGCGCUCCAGCAGCUCGAAGAGCAGAUUGAGAGCAACAAGGAAGCUGGCGGUGAGGCAUCGACUGACGACGUCGUCAAGGCGAAGGAUGCUGUGGCGGAAGGGAAGAAAGCAUUGAGGGAGAUCUCAUAGACUGUCUUUGUCGAAUAUUCACAUCCACUUUGGAACAUUAGUAUGGCAGAUUUGAUCAGUUACAACUCUUGCUAGAGGCCAGAACGCCAGCAGGAUGCAAAACCCUGUAUUAAAAUACUUCUCUCAUAUUGUGCGUCAGGUGGUAUGAUAUAGGACUAGAAAACUUCGCC
Molecule: messenger RNA, 619 nt
Organism: Lindgomyces ingoldianus
Lineage: Eukaryota; Fungi; Ascomycota; Dothideomycetes; Pleosporales; Lindgomycetaceae
Product: tubulin binding cofactor A
Exons: 3
Coding region: 99-449 (116 amino acids)
Biological process (GO): tubulin complex assembly; post-chaperonin tubulin folding pathway
Cellular component (GO): microtubule cytoskeleton; cytosol
Molecular function (GO): beta-tubulin binding
Source: RefSeq, a predicted model, not a curated record